This is a messenger RNA of Pseudonaja textilis, 2275 nucleotides long. It is a transcript of the gene UBASH3A, whose product is annotated as ubiquitin associated and SH3 domain containing A. Lineage: Eukaryota; Metazoa; Chordata; Lepidosauria; Squamata; Elapidae. Gene Ontology annotation, molecular function: protein binding. Gene Ontology annotation, biological process: negative regulation of T cell receptor signaling pathway. Gene Ontology annotation, cellular component: cytoplasm. The record is from RefSeq and is a predicted model, not a curated record.
ACAGAAGGAAAAGAAGAGAUGGCGGCAGCUGAGACUCAGCUCUAUUCAAAGGUCUUAAACAAGAGAAAAAACAGAAGUACCAAUUCGUUGCUGGAGCCUCUCUUGGCCAAUGGUUUCUCUGUACAUACAGCAUUAAAGGCAUUGGCAGCUACUGGACAAAAGACAGCAGAAGCAGCAAUACAAUGGUUGCAUUCUCACCGCAAUGAUCCUUCUUUAGAAGAUCCCAUUCCUCAGGAAUAUGCCCUCUAUUUGUGUCCAACAGGCCCCUUGAAUGACGGUCUGUUGGAGUUUUGGAGAGAAAGCAAAUGCCAGUGUGGAAAAAACAAAGCCCAUGAAAAUUUCCCACACAUUACACUUUCUGACUUCUUCACAUGUGAAGACCAAAAAGUUGAUGGUUUAUAUGAAGCUCUGGAAAAAGCCGGUAGCCAAUUUUCAAGAAGUUUUCCUGUGAUGAUUUCCCUAUCACUACAUUCAUCCAGCACCUACAUUGGCUUCUUUCUUAGUGAUGGCCCUGCAAAUGUCAUCAAAUUAUUCGCUGCUGCUUUUGCUGCAGAGGCCACAGUCUUAGCAGAUUGCUGUGUGAAGCCUUCAGUAAAGCAACUCCACCUCACUUUAGCCCACAAAUUUUAUCCUCAUCAUCAAAAGACAUUGGAACAACUGGCCAAAUCAAUCAACCCUAUGCAAAGUUGUCAGUGGGUGGCGGCUCUCUAUUCUAGGGAUAUGCGCUUCGUCCAUUAUCAGGUUUUGAGGGCCUUAUUCCAAUACAAGCCUCAAAAUAUUGAUGAAUUAAUGUUGAAUUCAGGGGAUCUUAUAUAUGUUGAUCGGUCACAGCAACAUGAAAUAUGUGAUGGAUGGACAAUUGGUAUAUCUCACCAAACUGGAUGCCGCGGAUUUCUUCCUGAAAAUUACACAGAAAAAGCCAAUGAAUCAGAUACCUGGGUAAAACACAGAGAAUAUAUUUUAUCUGCAGAUGCAGGCCAACUUCCUAAGAACCAAAUCAAAACUUGCUUUAAAACAAAGAUUCCAAAUCCAUUGCCAAGGAAUUUAGCCAAAUUGCUUACUCAUCAGUUGUCAGCACAAACCACAAACCAGAGAGACAUGUUGGUGAUUUGCCAUGGAGAAAGGGUAGACCAGGUGUUUGGGAAAUCUUGGAUACAGCAGUGUUUUGGACCAGAUGGAAAAUAUUAUCGACGAGACCUCAAUUUCCCCUCCAGUUUACCAAAUCAAGAUGGUUAUAUUAAACGCUAUAAAUAUGAUCCUCCUUUGUCGUGCUGUGGCACAUUUCAAUCUAGACUGACUGGAGAAGCCUUGUUAGAAAAAGAAGUGAUUGUUGGCUGUGUAUACUCUUCUCCAGCAUUACACUGUAUUCAAACUGCUUAUCAUAUAUUAGAAGGGCUUCGGAUAGAACAGAAAGCUAAAAUUCGGAUAGAACCUGGACUGUUUGAAUGGACUAAAUGGGAGGCAAGCACAACUGUUCCAUCUUUUAUGUCAGAAGAAGAACUGAAUGAGCUUGGUUACAGCAUAGAUACCACAUACAAAUGUCACUUUCCUUCUUCUUCUUUGAUGCCGUCUGAAAGCUAUGAGGACUAUAUUAACAGAUGCUCUUCAAGUAUAAAACAGAUCACUGAUACUUGUUCAUCAGAAGGCACCAUUCUGAUUAUUGGUCAUUGCUCAUCUCUGGAUUCCCUCACUCGGCCGCUACUGGGUCUGCCUACCAGGGAAAGCAGUGAACUCGCUAAAUUUGUUCAAAGGGUACCAUCUCUGGCCAUGUGUUCCUACAGAGAGACAAAAGAGGAGAAAAGAUGGCAGAUGGUUAAUCCACCAAUUGAAAUGUUAACUCAUGGAGCCAAUAUUGCAUUUAACUGGAAACACAUCAUUUUGGACAAUUAAACAAUAAUUGAAUUUAUAUCUGGAGACUCAUAGCCAAAAAGACUGCUUUCUUGGGCUAACAGCCAAAUCUGUUCUGAACUCAGGAACUGACUUUAAUAGAAAGAAAGGCCUCACUAAGAUUUUUGUUUGGAACAUCAAGUUCUAAUGUUGACAAGUUCCAGGUUGACAAGAUUUUUCCCCUUCAUUUUAAAAUAAUUCCUUGACAAGGACAAAGUCUACUUUUUAACUAUAUUUGAACUUUAAAUUAAAGUUUAGAAUGUACAUUUUAACUAUAAUUAAUCUAAAAUAAAGAUGUCUGGAAUUAAUGAAGAAUGAUGCUUAUGUCAUUUUUUAAUUGGCUAUGCUUUAGUUUCCACUAGAUCAUUUUAGUAAUGAUAAGAUGCUA